AUCAGCUGUCAGACAGAGACGGGUCACUGUGAUCGACACUCCAGGACUGUUUGAUACGAGUAUUUCUAAUGAAGAAAUCAUAAAGGAAAUUGUUAAGUGUAUCCCCAUGGCUGCACCAGGUCCACACGUCUUUCUGCUGGUGCUGACAGUGGGACGCUUCACACCAGAAGAGAAAAAAGCAGUGAAGAUAAUCCAAGAACUGUUUGGUGAAGAAUCCAGAAGAUACACCAUGGUGCUCUUCACCAGAGGAGAUGAUCUGCGGGGAACAAGCAUUGAUGAUUAUAUUAAAGAUUCUGAUCACAGCUUACAAAACAUCAUUAACCAGUGUGGAAACAGAUACCACGUGUUCAACAACAGAAAUCCUGAAGACCAAACCCAGGUCACUGAUCUACUGGAGAAGAUCGACUGCAUGGUGGCAGUGAAUGGAGGGAGCUGCUACACUAAUGAGAUGUUCCAGAACACAGAGAAAGCUCUACAAGAAGAACAGCAGAGAAUCUUGAAUGAGAAAAAGGAGGAGAUAGAGAGAGAGAAAGAAGAACUGAGAGCCAAACAUGAAGCUGAACUGGAGAAACUGAAGAAGAUCGUGGAGAAAGAACGGCAAAAUGUGGAAAAUGAGAAAAAAAUACAAGAGGAAGAGUUUCAGAAAAAAGAAGCUCAAAUAAAGGAGACGAAUGAGGAGCGAAAGAAAGAGUUGGAUGAAAAACUCAAAGAACAGAGAAAGACUUUCAAAAAGGAGAUGGAAAAGAAAGAGCAGACUCAUAAAAAACAGUUGAAGAACGAUCUGCAAUAUCAGAAAGAUAAAUAUGAGAGAGAGAAAGAAAACAUAAAGAAGCAGGCGGAGGAGAAGGCGAGACGACAAGCAGAAGAGGAAUUCUGCGCUAAACUGGAAAAAGAAACAAAGAGAAGUAUAGGAGCACUAAUAGGAUCUGUAUUGGGACCAUUAGGUGCAAUAAUUGGAGCAUCAAUAGGGAAAUCAUUAGGAGCAGAUUGAAAUGCUUUAUGAAAGAAAUGGAUUCUAGACUAAAACACUUAAAGUAUGAUAUCUCUGUUACAUGUACUCUGUUUUCCUGUAUGUAAAAUGCAGCCUCUACAUUUAUCCCAUGAAAUUUCUUAUCUUAAAUUACUCAUGCUGAUCAGAACAACAUCAAUGUCUGUUACCAUUCACAACACAUUUCAGACUAGUGUCAUGUCUGGUCCUGAAAGCGCUCCUGUUUCUUCCACACUGAGCUCUAACGGAGGUUCUCAGUCUAACAACUACACUACCCAGAGCACACCACCCGCUGACAUCACGCACACACCUGAUCACAUGACACAUCACCUGCUUCCUCCAGAAAGUCCUGAAGACUGAUCACUGGCACUAUAAAAGAGCUCCUCACGCGUAGUAUUGUUUGUUUAUCCUUAUUACGCAGCGUUUCUGAUCUCUAGUCUCUGAAUUUCGUGUAUGACCUUGUUCUUGUUUUUAGACGCCGAUUUUUGCCUGUUCCUCUAUUAUUGGAUUUACCGUGUUUGACCUGGACUGUUUAUUGUUUCUGCCUUUUUGUCUAACCCUGCUGCUGGCCUUCCUGUGUAUGAUUCUCUGGACUGGUCCCGUUUAUGAUAUGGUUUUGUUUACGUGGCUCCUGUCUGCUGGUUAUUUACUGCUUCUGUUUUUGACUACUCCUGUACCGCUGUAUUCUUUAAUAAAGAACAAAAUCUGUAUCUGCGUGUGUC
Astyanax mexicanus (Mexican tetra) is the source of this 1710-nucleotide messenger RNA. Its product is annotated as GTPase IMAP family member 4-like. The record is from RefSeq and is a predicted model, not a curated record. Lineage: Eukaryota; Metazoa; Chordata; Actinopteri; Characiformes; Acestrorhamphidae. The transcript is spliced from 2 exons. Bases 107 to 991 code for a protein of 294 amino acids. Gene Ontology annotation, molecular function: GTP binding.